ACGGAGCCACCUACUCGUGUGGCACCUAGGGAAUGGAAGUCCGGUAUGUUUUUAUAGAUAAAAGGGGAAAAUGGGUGCCCGACAAGUUGGCGUCGUUUUUCUGUGAAAGAUCAAACUUUGUUUCGUAGACAUGAAAUCUCAGGUGUUCCUGUCAAGUCGUUGCUUUUCGAAUUGCUCCAGCAGCUCAACCCGUGCAAUUGUUUGGACCAGUGGCUAUUGAUAAACUCGCUGUAAGUUAUCCAACAGUUAGCUAAAAGCAUAGUGCUAGCUUAGCACAGUCACAGCCGGAGGCCCGCUGGGUCCCCUGUUUAGCUCGCGUGUAGGGGGCUAACUACCUCUUUAAAUGUUUGCAAAGGAAACCCGACUAAAGGAAACCAAGCUGCCACGCGUCGCCCUCACUGAAGGAAUAUGUGUGAUCCCUGGCUGACUUUUGCACUCGUUUGGGGAACUUUCUGCACAGGGCUCAGUCAGGGGGAAGUGGAGACUCGGGAGUGUGUGUUCUACAAUGAUAACUGGCGGACGGAGCGAACCAAUCAGAGCGGGCUGGAGCGCUGCGAGGGCGAGAAGGACAAACGGCUGCACUGCUACGCCUCCUGGCUCAACUCCUCCGGAACCAUCCGCCUCGUCAAGAAGGGCUGCUGGCUCGACGACUUCAACUGCUACGACAGGCAGGAAUGCGUGGCUACGGAGGAGAACCCCCAGGUGUUUUUCUGCUGCUGCGAGGGAAACUACUGCAAUGACAAGUUCACUCACCUGCCGGAGGCCAUCGCACCUGCAGUGAAGAUCCGCCCUCCCCCGCCCCCUCCCUCGGUGCUGAGUGUGCUGGUGUACUCCCUGCUGCCGUUGUGUCUGCUCUGCCUGCUGCUGCUGCUGGGGGGGUGGCUGUACCGCCAGCGCAAGCCCCCCUACGGACACGUGGACCUCAGCGAGGAUCCUGGUCCCCAAUCUACCUCACCGCUUGACAGCCUGAAGCCACUGCAGUUGUUAGAGGUCAAAGCCAGGGGGCGCUUUGGCUGUGUAUGGAAGGCCCAGCUCAUGAACGAGCAUGUGGCCGUCAAAAUUUUCCCCAUUCAGGAUAAGCAGUCAUGGCAGAACGAGCGGGACAUCUUCUUGACCCCUGGCAUGGGCCAUGAGAACCUGCUUCACUUCAUCGCUGCGGAGAAGCGCGGAACCAACCUGCAGAUGGAACUCUGGCUCAUCACUGAGUUCCACGAAAGGGGCUCUCUGAUGGACUAUCUGAAGGGGAAUGCAGUGAGUUGGCCGGAUCUAUGUUUGAUCUUAGAGAGCAUGUGCAAAGGCUUGGCCUACCUACACGAGGACAUGCCCUACAGACAGGAUGAGCCCAAACCAGCUAUAGCACACAGGGACUUCAAGAGCAAGAAUGUGCUGCUGAAGACUGACCUCACAGCAGUGAUUGCUGACUUUGGACUCGCCGUCCGCUUUGAGCCGGGGAAACCACCUGGAGACACGCAUGGACAGGUGGGCACGAGGCGCUACAUGGCUCCUGAGGUGUUGGAGGGGGCCAUUAACUUCCAGAGGGACGCCUUCCUGCGCAUCGACAUGUACGCCCUGGGCCUGGUGAUCUGGGAGGUCAUCUCGCGCUGCACCGCCACUGACGGCCCUGUGGAGGAGUAUGCGCUGCCGUUUGAGGAGCACCUGGGGCAGCACCCGUCUCUGGAAGACCUGCAGGAGGUGGUGGUCCAUAAGAAGCUGAGGCCCCUCUUCAGGGACUGCUGGCUCAAACACCAGGGCCUGGCGCAGCUGUGUGAGACGGUGGAGGAGUGCUGGGACCACGAUGCGGAAGCGCGGCUCUCAGCCGGUUGCGUGGAGGAGCGCAUCGCCCAGGUUGCCCGUGCAACAGGCAGCAACACCACCACCUCCGACUACCUGCUCUCCGUUGUCACCUCCAUGGCCAACCUGGACAUUCCGCUCAAAGAGGCCAGCACCUGAAAGGACGAGCGCUCACCUGACCUGAAGAUGCAGAGUGAGGGAGAGAGAGGCAGGGCUGUCGUCUGUUCCCAUCUCAGUGAAAAUUCUCCCCUUUUUAUUUUUGGAAGAAAAUGGCUGCUAUUUUACCUCACAGUUUUCAGGUUUUGAUUUUUUUUUUUUUUUUUUUUUUUUUUUUUUUUUUGUCUCAUGUUUUGUUUUUUCUUUGUGUGCUGGAUGCAACUCAGGCUCACUACACCACAGAGAGGGAGAGACUCACCUAUUACCUCAUCUUUCUCCUGUCAUCCUCAGCUCUUUGUGACCAUCCUGUGACUCUGCUGGGGAUCAGAGAACAAGCGAGAGAGAGAGAGAGAGAGAUUCGAAUACAUUACCUCAACUUUCUUUCACCACAUUUUUUUUCCCUGGAUGACCAUUUUUUGACUUUUUUUACCUCCGAAAGAUUACCUCACAUUUCUUGUUUUUCAUCCUCUCUUGCGGGUUGACCAUGUUGCGAGUGUGACGUCAGUGCUGAAGAGAGCGCGAAAGAUGGACUGCAACACACAAUACCUCAUAACUGUCAUCUUUCUGUGACCGAGCAGAAAGGCUGAGAAAGGGACUCAAACUAAUGUGUUACCUCAUGUUCCCAAUUUUUUUUUCUCUCUCUCUCUUUUUGUCUCUAUCCAGUGAUGCUGUGAUGUCGUUUUUGUUGGUAUUGAUAGUUUUGACGGGUGUACCUCCACUCCUGCCGUAUUGCUGUCUGCACAGACGCUCCAAAUAUUACCAUGACGUUUGUGGCGUUCUAGAUGAUUAGAGAAGACUGUUACCCAUAAUGCAUUGUGACCACCCCUUUCCUCCUUUCGUUCUUUCUCUCUUUCUCUUGCCCAAUCAGCUCUCUUUUCUUUUGUCAGGGAUAAUUUGAGCUGUGUUACAUAUUCAGGUCCUUUUUUAAUUCUUUCAUGAAAGGUUCACUCCUUCUCAGACUCUGCCUCUUCUGUCGGCACCACUGCAGACCGAGUCUUAAUUUGCCUCGUUUCGAGUGUGGUAAUUGCUUAACGACUCGUGCAGGAGAAGACUCCUGGGGGGAGCAGGUCUAGGAGGGGAAUGUGUUCCAUGAGUUACUGGACUUAUGGAGGCCUCUCAAUGGCACAAUGUUGAAAGGCUUGGCCCUACAGGCCACAGCACUGGACUGCAGCUGAUUGGGUGGAGGACUGGAGGGGGAGGGGCUGGUAGAGGAGACCGGCCCAAUCAGGCACAUGAAGGGGAGGGGCUGGGCAGGGAUAAGUGGUCAGGGUCUAAACAAAUCUCAGGUCUCCCUCAGAUGUCAUGGUUCCUCUGCACAUACAGAGGUGUGUGUGUGUGUGUGUGUGUGUUGUGUUUCCAGAACUACUCGUCUGCUAUCAGCAAUACAGCAUUGACCUACCCCAUACGUAAGGCUUACAUAAAUAUACACGCUGACUAUCUCGCCUCAUGGAGUCUCCCCCCUAGCAGGCAGCUUUUUUACUCUGACGGUACCUCAGACGUUGAAAUCAAAUAUCACUUUUCUACUGUGUUUUCCUCUGUGUGUGUGUGUGUGUGUGUGUGUGUUUAAACAGUAGUGCAUGAUAGGAUUUUUAUCACACAAGACCUAGAUUUUGUUAGGUCUGGGAAAGGUCAAUGAUUCAUUUUUAUCUCUGUGUGUGGUGUGAAAACAGCCCCAAAGCUUGCGGGGCAGUGUGCUUCGGCACAUCUUCUCUCAGGACUCAAACGGAAUGCCUCUUUACAGGCUGGGGGCUUCCUGCCUCAGGCAUACGGUCAUCUCACAGCAAAGGGACAGACUCCUUAGAGAAAUACGCUAUCAGUACACACCCUCUCUUUUAAUGACCCUUUAGUUGCUGUUGUUUUUUUUUGUGUUUUUCUCUUUCUAUAUAAUGGUUGGAGUUGUGCAUUAAUUGUUUCUGUUUUGACUUUUUGAGAUCAUUCCUUGCUACAGUGGAUGCUUUUGCACAGGUACUCAUUUCAGUGUCAAGGUUUAUUUAAAAAGAUAAGAUUGUCUCCUACCUCAUCUGGCAUUCAGUAAGAACAGGGUACCGCUAGGCUCAGCUACAGGCUGCAGAUAGCAGACGUUAUCAGAGGCUGCGUAGAGGGUCAUAAUGACAUGGCACGUGAAUAUCUGGUUCCGGCUGUGGGGAUGUUAGGACUGUAAAUUAUGAGUGUGGGGAGCUCCCGUGGAUCAUGAUUGUGUGGGGACCUCCGGGGGUCCGUCACCGGCUCAGUGCUCCUGCCAGCAGCCAAAGAUGGUCCACAUGCAGAAGCAGCACCAGGGAGAAAAGGCCUCCGCUCCAGAAGCCGGGCCAAAAACACUCUCCAGGCCGUCUGCAGCUCUGUGGGGGUGUUAGACUGCCAGAACCAGCUUCUGUGUAACCAUUAGGCUGGUGAUUGGCCAGCAGGGGGUCAGAUUGGACUGACCGUCCAGGUGUAAUGUGUGUGUUUGUGUAACUGGGAUACUGUUAGCCCAGUGAUAGGCCAAAACUAGCUCACAGUCCGGCAGCUGUGUGUGUGUUAAGCACAAGAGACUGCUGUGCCACUGGUUUUUUGUCCACGUACCCUCCUUCACUACUCCUUUGCUGAUCUACUUUAUCAUGGUUCGGAAAGCUGUGUGAUCGGCAGACUCUGUGCUUACUAUCCUGAGUUAUGAGUGCAUUUGCCAUCUUAACAUAUUUAUUUUAAUGUUUGCUUUUGAUCUGGUACCCUUCAUCUCCCCCAGGAUAAGGAGUGACUGGUGACUUACUACAGUGUGGGCUUGGUGUGUCCUCUAAGGCAAUGUACGAUUUCCUCCUCAAAAAAAAAAAGCGUCUGAGGUUUCCAAAGUAGAAUUGUUCCGAUCCCUGGUUUCACUAAGCAUUCAUGGAUAGAAUCGGAACUGCCUGCUGGUUGCUCAUGUGUUGUGGGCAGCUGGAUGCUCUGUUUAUUCCAAAGACUGUCCCCUGGGCAGUGGAACUGGAGCUCUUGGAGAACAUGGGUCCUCUUCAGACAUUUCUAAUCUGUGUGUGCGUGCUUUCUGUCCAUACUGACUGACUGGCUUGGUUGGCCUGUUUUCUUUUUGGCAAGGCACAUUUGUGCCCUUAAGCUGUCAUGGGGUGUGCGUUCUCUCCAGAAGUGAGCUGAAGUUUUACUCAGGUUUGGGGUGUGUGUUCUCUCCAGAAGUGAGCUGAAGUUUUACUCAGGUUUGGGGUGUGCGUUCUCUCCAGAAGUGAGCUGAAGUUUAACUCAGGUUUGGGGCUUUGAGCUGUUUUCAGAGCUGGUUCUGGGAGGGGAGCUGUGCCACAAGGGGAAGGGGAAUGAUAAGGCGUUGUAAUGUAGUGGCCCAGUAAGCAUGUAUUACAGCCUGACAAACGGCACUGCUUUUGGUACUCCUAGUGUUGUCAGUUCGCUCAUACCCAAAUGGACAUUGCAAUAUGAUAUGCUGGCAUCCACAACACUACUUCCUUCGUACGGGUUUUAGUCGUUUACGUUGAUAUGUGUUUAUUGUUUGUUUGUUUAUUUGUUUGUUUUUCUUUGUUCCCACAUAACCAAUGACCUCAGGCAGUCCCUUAUGAUUUGUGGUGACUGUUUUUUCUUGACUGAAAGCUAAUGUUCUACUUGUUUAUUUGUAUUGAUGUUGUUAUUUUUUACUCAUGUCAUCUCUUAAUGAAUUUAUACCUAAAUAUCCAUUAACAAUGUGAAUCCCCUGCCUGGUCCCUACCUCUUUCCAUAAAGGUGAACACUAAGGAUGAUGCUGGUAGUUUAGUCUCCAGUAGUGGGCAGUGUAAGAACUCUAUCGCUGUUCUCACAGUGUAUGAAAUUAAUCGUUUGGUACUGGCUGGAAUGAGGCAAGAAUGCUCAGAUUCAACAUGUGGAGACUUUGACGUCAUGGAUUCCUUCUAAACUGUUGUGACAUUGAAUUUGUUUAAGAUUUUAUUGAACACACUUUUAAGUUGAUGGUCUGCCCUUGGGACUUUUAUAAUACAGUGACCAUAAUGAAGCUUUACUUUAAAUGUAAGCAUUAGAGGGUUUUAUUUUUUAUUAUUAGAUUAUUUCCUGAUGAAUUUGAACUGCUGCAGUGACUUGCAUCUGACCCAUCUUAUAAGUGAUCUCAGGUGGAUUGAAGUAUUUUUAAAACACUGAAAAUGUCAAAGGCACAAGCACACUUGGCUGUGCAGUCUCACACACCAUAGGAAGUGACCUCAGCGUGUUGUGUGCAACUUCACCUCCAUUCUGCUCUGAACCCCUGGUGUCCCUAGCUACCUCAGCUUCCUGUGUGGGCAUUGUAUCUGCACUCACACCUGUUUUAGAGCUCACUCAGUUCAACUCCAUGCGCUCUGGAGUCCACAUUUAGUCAGUAUUGAGCCCACUGAGGGGAAGCGCUGGCAGUCGAGUCAGACAUCAGUGUACAGAGUCCUGGUCAAAGUAGGUCUGUCUCUGUCUGGCUAUCUGUCUGUCGUUUGUUUGUUUGUCUGUUUGUUUGUUUUCCUCAGGGUGUUAGAAUGUCCUGGGAAUUAUCUCAACUUCAUCAGGAUUGGCCAGACAAGUUCGGUUCUCCCUCUUGGAGUUUGUUUCUUAGUAUCGGAGUGUUACGUAAGGAGCGAUUAUAACUAAUAUGUGGGAAAUGUAGUAGAACAGUGGUUUUGCAUUUGAAUGCAUUUUACUAUUAUUAUGCUACAUAACGAGUAUUAUAUUCUGUGAAUAGUGUUUAAAAAAAAAAAGGGCAGAAAUGGAGAUUUCAUGUUUUGAUGCCAUCACUGAGAAGCUUUGAUAUCGGUGUUAAUCCGAGAUGGGAUGUGACGUUGGAUUGGACGUGGUACCGGUGUGGCCCGGACUAGCCUCACUGCCCUGUUCUCACAUGCUUUAGAACCUGCUAAUGAUGUCACCUGUAGAUUGGGCAGGAACAUGGUUUUGUUGUAACCUUGGAAAACGUAUAAAUUGCCUAAGGAUCAUUUUAACUGUGGUAGUUAGCAGUGAUCAAUGUAUCCUUGUGAUAGAGACUGGAUUCAUGGAUGGAUAUCACUUUGUUUUAUUAUUAUUAUUGUUAUUCAUAUUAUUUUGAACUAUUUUUGUGGCCAGAUAAUGGAAAGAUGGCGCCUGUUUUAAGUCUGUGGCAGGGUUUUGCCACUGUUAAGACAAACUCAAUGAAUGUAGUCUUCUUACCUUAUGGACGCUCAUGAAUUAUUGUGUUUUUCCCCCAAGUACUCAAGUUUGUUUUGUAUUGUAAUAAUAAACCUACUAUUUGACUGUUAAA
This is a messenger RNA of Alosa alosa (allis shad), 7180 nucleotides long. RefSeq names its product activin receptor type-2B. Gene Ontology annotation, biological process: cellular response to growth factor stimulus; activin receptor signaling pathway; protein phosphorylation. Gene Ontology annotation, cellular component: plasma membrane; activin receptor complex. The transcript is spliced from 11 exons. Bases 409 to 1950 code for a protein of 513 amino acids. The record is from RefSeq and is a predicted model, not a curated record. Gene Ontology annotation, molecular function: activin binding; ATP binding; activin receptor activity. NCBI's taxonomy places the organism in Eukaryota, Metazoa, Chordata, Actinopteri, Clupeiformes, Clupeidae.